This is a messenger RNA of Aspergillus nidulans FGSC A4, 1801 nucleotides long. RefSeq names its product putative sugar transporter mstB. NCBI's taxonomy places the organism in Eukaryota, Fungi, Ascomycota, Eurotiomycetes, Eurotiales, Aspergillaceae. Gene Ontology annotation, molecular function: transmembrane transporter activity. Bases 1 to 1473 code for a protein of 490 amino acids. Gene Ontology annotation, biological process: transmembrane transport; proton transmembrane transport. Gene Ontology annotation, cellular component: membrane. The transcript is spliced from 2 exons. The record is from RefSeq and is a predicted model, not a curated record.
AUGUCUGGUAUUAUCAGUGAUGUAGCCUUCAACGAUGUAUUCACAGCCACCAAGGACGAUGCGACGAUGCAGGCGCUCGUGACGGCCGUCUACGAACUCGGAUGCCUGGCGGGUGCCGUCUACGCUCUCAUGUUUGGUGAUCGCAUGGGCCGACGUUGGAUGAUCCUGUCUGGCGCUGCUGUUAUGAUCCUUGGCGUGAUCAUCCAGGUCACAUCCUUCCCAGGCCAUAUCCCCCUGCUGCAGUUCUUCAUCGGUCGUGUCAUCACCGGUAUUGGCAACGGUAUGAAUACUUCCACCAUCCCUACUUACCAGGCCGAAUGUUCCAAGACCAGCAACCGUGGUCUACUCAUUUGUAUCGAAGGUGGUAUCAUCGCCAUUGGUACUGCGAUUGCCUACUGGAUUGACUUUGGAUCUCACUAUGGCCCGCCCGACUUGGUCUGGCGCUUCCCCAUUGCGUUCCAGAUUAUCUUCGGUAUUAUCAUCGUCGUCGGCAUGUGGUUCCUCCCAGACUCCCCCCGCCACCUCAUCGCCAAAGGCCGCAUUGAAGAAGGCGAAUAUGUCCUCGCUGCUCUCAAUGGCUGUGAGGUUCACGAUCACGAAACCCAGAUUCAGAAACAGCUCACCCUCGACUCUCUCCGUGCCUCUGGCGCGCUGGGUAAGAAGACUAGCUUCCGCGAUCUCUUGACUGGCGGACCUAGCCAGCACUUGCGCCGCAUGCUUGUUGGCUCCUCGUCCCAGGUCUUCCAGCAGCUCGGCGGCUGCAACGCCGUCAUCUACUACCUUCCCGUGCUGCUUAAGUCCAAUUUGCACCAGGACAACGACCAGGCUCUCCUGAUCGGCGGUAUCAAUAUGAUUGUCUAUGCUGUCUUCGCUACCUUCUCUUGGUUCUUCAUCGAAAGGAUUGGUCGCCGUAAGCUCUUCCUCGGCGGCUCUAUGGUCCAGACCACAGCCAUGAUUAUCACCUUUGCAUGUUUGAUCCCUGGUGACGAGCAAUCCUCCAAGGGUGCCGUAUUCGGACUCUUCCUCUACAUGGCUGCCUUCGGCGCUACCUGGCUGCCUCUUCCAUGGUUGUACCCGGCCGAGCUGUCUCCCGUGCGUACCAGAGCCAAGGCCAACGCCGUGUCGACCUGUAACAACUGGUUGUUUAACUUCGCCGUCGUCAUGUUCACGCCCCCGAUGGUCGCGGCGAUUGGCUGGGGCACUUAUCUAUUCUUUGCCGCCUGGAACGCUUUCUUCAUCCCCGUUAUCUGGUUCUUCUACCCCGAGACGGCGAACCGGAGUCUCGAAGAGAUCGAUUUGAUCUUCGCAAAGGGCUACCACGAGAAGAUCAGCUAUGUCCGUGCCUCGCACGAACUGCCCAAGCUCUCUGAUGACGAGAUCGAGGCUGAGGCUGCCAAAUACCAAUACAGUCCUGAGACCGAGGCCGAGGUUGAGAAGGGCCAUGUCGCGCAUCCUGGUAGCACCAGUGAAUAAGGGUGCAGCUAGUAUCUCGGUGAUGCGUAUACAUACAUACUUGAAUAUGCACAAAAUCGAUAUUCUCGAGGGUUUUUGUGGAUGUUUGGACGUUGAUUGAUCUUUUCUUCCUCUUCUCUUUCUUUUGUUCAUGAGUAUAGUCUCUUGGGUUUGAGCGCUGGAUGGAUGACUUUGCUGUGUUUUGCUUGUUCCGUAUACCCCAGUCGAAACCCUUGGAUAGGUGCGAUAUUUCCUUCCCUUUUUUUUUUUUAAAUAGAGUAUAUAUCCAGAUUUACAUCCGGAGUACUUUCUUAGACAAUACGACCUCAAUACAAUAUUUUAUUGAACG